GAGAGGAGAGGAGGAGGAGGAUGAAGAGGAGAGAGAGAGAGAGAGAUAGAAAGCUGAGGAUGCAGCUUUGGUCCACAACACACAUCCUCAUCACUCGAACAAGACAGCAAGAGCUACUAUAGCCUGGAUAAAAAGCUACAACUUCCAGGGAUCGACGAGGAGAUGUGUCCGCAAAAUCUUUGAUUCGACCCCUUUACAUCCUCCUCCUCCUCUUCUUCUUCCUCCUCCUCCUCCUCCUCCUCCUCCCACCUCUACCGAGGAGCAUCCCGCACACAGAGUCCACUCCGACGGGAAGGCAGGCAGAAAGGCAGGGGGGGAUUGAAACAAGCCAGACACGAUGAGUGGAUCUCCUCGACAUGGGACAGCUGUGGGAUUAUUAGUGCUGCUGAACGCGCUGCGGUUGCUGCUCGCGACGCAGGCUGCAGAAGGAGUGUUAACGGACCAUGUUCUGGUUGAGCUGCACGAGGACGCACAGGACGAGGCGCACCAACUCGCAACACAACAUGGGUUCCAGAGCGCCCGAAAGCUUCCCUUCGGAGAGGGGCUCUUUCACUUGUACCCUCAGGACACUUCAAAGAGACGAAGCAAACGCAGUGCCCGCAGCAGACAGCGGCUCCAAAAAGACCGCAGGGUAAAGAAUGUCUUUGAGCAGGAAGGCUUCAGUCGUCAGAAGCGCGGCUACAGAAAUAUCAAUGAUCUCGAAGUCAACAUGAGCGACCCUCUAUUCACCAAACAGUGGUAUCUGAUAAACACGGGCCAAGCAGAUGGGACUCCUGGGUUGGAUCUUAAUGUGGCUGAAGCUUGGCAACUGGGCUACACGGGGAAAGGAGUAACCAUCGCAAUCAUGGACGAUGGAAUCGACUAUCUUCAUCCAGACCUGGCAUCAAAUUAUAAUGCUGAUGCCAGCUAUGACUUCAGCAGCAAUGACCCGUUCCCAUUUCCCCGCUACACAGACGACUGGUUCAACAGUCACGGCACACGCUGUGCAGGAGAGGUGUCUGCGGCAGCCAACAACAACAUCUGCGGUGUGGGAGUCGCCUACAACUCCAAGGUGGCAGGCAUCAGGAUGUUGGACCAGCCGUUUAUGACUGACAUCAUUGAGGCAUCAUCCAUCAGCCACAUGCCGCAGGUUAUUGACAUCUACAGUGCCAGCUGGGGACCGACCGAUGAUGGGAAGACUGUGGAUGGACCCAGAGAGCUCACGCUGCAGGCUAUGGCUGAUGGCGUCAACAAGGGGCGAGGAGGUAAAGGCAGCAUCUACGUGUGGGCAUCAGGAGACGGCGGUAGCUAUGACGACUGCAACUGCGAUGGUUACGCCUCGAGCAUGUGGACAAUCUCGAUCAACUCGGCCAUCAAUGACGGACGCACCGCCCUGUACGAUGAGAGCUGCUCCUCCACCCUGGCAUCCACGUUCAGCAACGGACGCAAGAGGAAUCCAGAGGCUGGCGUUGCUACCACAGACCUGUAUGGGAACUGCACACUGCGUCACUCUGGGACAUCAGCAGCAGCUCCAGAAGCAGCCGGUGUCUUCGCUCUGGCUAUUGAGGCUAACCCAAACCUGUCCUGGAGAGACAUGCAACACCUGUCAGUCCUGACCUCCAAGAGGAACCAGCUUCAUGACGAGGUGCACCAGUGGAGGAGGAACGGCGUUGGCCUCGAGUUUAACCACCUGUUUGGCUAUGGUGUGCUGGAUGCCGGGGGGAUGGUGAAAAUGGCCAAUGAAUGGAAAACAGUGCCUGAGCGUUUCCACUGUGUAGCCGGUUCCAUCCAGGAUACCCAUAAAAUCCAGUCUGGAAACAGGCUGGUGCUAGCCAUCAACACUGAAGCCUGCCAGGGGAAGGACAACUUUGUCCGCUACCUGGAGCACGUGCAGGCGGUAGUCACCGUCAACGCCAGCCGCCGUGGCGAUCUGAACAUCAACAUGACCUCUCCCAUGGGCACAAAGUCCAUCCUGCUGAGCCGAAGACCCCGCGACGACGACUCCAAGGUGGGCUUCGACAAGUGGCCCUUCAUGACCACCCACACCUGGGGCGAGGACCCCCGUGGGACCUGGGUCCUGGAGGUGGGCUUUCAGGGGGAGGAGCCACAGCGCGGGGUCCUGAAGGAGUGGACUCUCAUGCUGCACGGAACACAAAGUGCCCCUUAUAUAGACCAGAUAGUGCGUGAUUAUCAGUCCAAACUGGCAAUGUCUAAAAAGGAGGAGCUGGAGGAGGAGCUGGAUGAAGCUGUAGAGAGAAGUCUGAAGAGCUUGCUGAGUAAAAACAACUAAAAAAAAAAAAAAAAA
This is a messenger RNA of Labrus bergylta (ballan wrasse), 2284 nucleotides long. It is a transcript of the gene pcsk2, whose product is annotated as proprotein convertase subtilisin/kexin type 2. Gene Ontology annotation, biological process: peptide hormone processing. NCBI's taxonomy places the organism in Eukaryota, Metazoa, Chordata, Actinopteri, Labriformes, Labridae. Gene Ontology annotation, molecular function: serine-type endopeptidase activity. The record is from RefSeq and is a predicted model, not a curated record. Gene Ontology annotation, cellular component: membrane; neuron projection.